UUUGGCAUCGUUUUCCAUUUAAAAAGAAGUGGAACGUAUUGUCCGCGGGAUUAUAAAACCGGGCGAUCAGAAUGGUUAGAGCAGUGUUAAGUAGAGUUCCUGGUUACCUACAUGGCCUCAACCUUCCUCCAGUACUUCAAAGGCGCUUUGAAGAUUGUCCUUGUUGGCGAUUCGAAGGUGGGAAAGACGAGUUUGCUUUCUCGAUCCCAUGAGCUUUAUGCAACUUUUUCUGAUGGCUGCAGUUUUCUAAAAAAGCCUUAUGUACACUCGGAAGUGUACUCUCCUACGGUAUUUGAAACUUUUAUUACAAACGUGGACACCGAAUGCUUGGGGAACUAUCAGGCAAACAUUUGGGAUACAGGAGGAUAUGGAGUGUUUCGGUCUGUCAGACCACUGGCUUACAUCGACGCUGAUGUCUUCAUGAUGUGUUUUGACAUCACAAAUCGUGAAUCUUUUGAAAACUUAACAGAGGUUUGGCUACCAGAAAUUCAAUCGUUUCAGCCGAACACACCAGUGCUUUUUGUUGGAAUGAAAGGCGACUUGCGAACUAUUUCGAGCAACAGUGAAUCUCAUUGCUGGGUAACAGUUUCUGAAGCAGAAAGUAUUGCACAUCAGGUAGGGUGUGCAUAUGUUGAGACGAGUGCCAAGACUGGUGAGAAUGUGACAUCAGCUUUUGCAAAUGCUGUGAAGAUUGGUCACAUCAAUAACAAGAAGUUGGGUGGCAGAAAGAGGAUGAAGACAGAGUUUGCUGAUUUAUACUUGAGAUCUCUCACAUCCAUCAGCUCCCCUCCACAGUUAACAACAGAUCCCUCAACUUAUGUCAGUGACUUCACAAGAAUUCUAGAAGAUGUUGCUUAUGCAGAUAUUCUUUUCAAAUUUGAAGAUGGGAGUCAAAGCAUUCCUGCACACAAAAUUGUCUUUUGGUUUCACAUAUCAGCUUUUAGACAUGCUUUUUUUGAAAAGAAUUGGAAUUUGUGCGAAAAAUUUCAGGAUAGUUUUAUGAUUAAGGAAACUGAUUUUGAAGGAAAGACUUGUGUAGUUUUGAAGAAAUGGUUUUCCCAUGAUAUCUUUGUUAAAAUUUUAGAGUUCUUAUAUACAGGUGAGGUGAGAAUAUCAAAAAACAGUGAACAUGAGGAAAUAGACAAACUGUUAAAUGUGGCAAAGAAGCUAGAAGUUGUGAAGUUGGUGGAUAUCUGUGAGUAUCUGCUUGAUGUUAAGGAUGCUUUGAAUCAUUCAGAGAUGACUGAGAUGUCCCUGCUGCCAAAACACACUGUAGUGAAAGAUUUCUUUCUUGAUGACGACAUGGCUCUGUAUUCUGAUGUGACAUUUAUCAUAGAAGGAACACUGGUAUUUGCCCAUAAAGCAGUGCUUGUUGCCAGAUCACCUGUUUUUGCUGCUCUUUUGAGUGAUAAGUUUGCAGAUGGUAGAAGCCCUCAGGUAGCUUUGCCAGGAGUUGACUACAGAACCUUUUUAGCUGUGAUGGAAUACCUGUACACUGAUAACUGUACUUCCCUAGGGAAUAUUCCAGUUGAGGAUGUGCUUGUUCUUGCUGAUUGCUUGUGUCUAACCCGCUUAGUACAGAUUUGUGAAGUUCAAAUGCAUAAAGGAUUGUUGAAUAUGACAAAAAAAGAUUUGUUAGAUGUUCUGGCAUUCUCCAAGAUGUUCAAUGCUAAGCAGGUGACAGAGUGGUGCCUAUAUGUCAUUGGCUUAAACUUCCUAAAAUAUGAAAGCGUCGAGAAAGAGUUUGAAUUGAUUGUUAGUGAACACAGUCAGUUCUUUGAAAAGCAUUGCUGGCCACCUCAAGACCACAGAAAAGUUCUGAAGAAAUACAGACAAAGUGCUAAGAGGAAUAGAUGGGACAAAAGACAACUCACUCAGAGGGGAAGCUCUUGUUUACCUCUGAAUUGCCAUGUGAUGUAGGAUGUAAAAAAAAAUUGGCUAGGCACAGUUGUCUGCAGAACCUGCCAUGUUUAAUUGAUUACACUUGAUGAUAAAUAGAUAGUGAGCUACAUAUAUAUUUACCCCCCCUCUUUGGAUAAUAUCGUAAAAUUUGAUGGAGGCCAAUUGGGUUAGUGAUCAUACAAGUGAUUAGGCAAAUCUGACAAUCUUGAAGCUGGAGUAUGAUUUAUUAAUCACACAUUUGAUUGCUGAUAUAAUUAACAACACAAAAUCUUGUUACCAGUGAAAUAUAACCAUGACGAUUUCCAAGAAAACAAAGUGUGUUUGUUGAAAGAAAGGCUAGUAAUUUCAAUCUUUUAACUAUUUGUGACAGAGUCACUUAGGCUUAUUUUCUACUUAAAACAUGUUUUUUCUUCUGUUUAUUUUAUUUUCUGGAAUUUUAGUGAUUUGCCAGUAAUUUUAGUAAUGUGUUAAUUGUGUUAGUACUGUGUUGUGUUAGUAAUGUGUUAAUUGUAUUAUUCCCGUACCUGCCCUUGUCCUGUUGUGUAAGAGUAAACACCGAUUUCCCUUAUGUAAUUCCUGUUUAAUUGACCGCUCCCAGCCCAUAUUUGGUUUUAAGUUAUUUUUACCUUUUCCUGUAUUUUACUAUAAGUUACAACCGUUUGCUCGGUAAGUUCAGUUGAUUUGUUGCCUUCCUGAUAGUGCCCUUAUAGCGGAUUCCGAGCUAUACUACCUUUUGUGUCACUCGUUCCCGUUUUUUUUGUACCGUUGCAUCUAUUUGCUGUGUAAUAAACUUGUAAAUCUUCCCCCGGAUCUUUUGUUCUUACGUCGACCGUUUUGGCCGUCUUACAUAUUUACCAUUACAAUCUUUGACAAGUAUACACUGAAAAGCUCCAGAGACAGGUUUGAGCUUGGGAUGGUAUGCCAAUGCAGUGGUUUCUGUGAUUGGUGGAUUCAUAUGAGUAUGCUUAGUGUGAUUGUUUGAUGUAACUGUCUGAUUACAACCAACUGUUUGAUAACACUGUUCAGUUACAAGUCUACAGAAUUAUUGUAAAAAAGAAGGCACUUCUUCCACCAAUCACAUUCCACAAAAUUGUGAUAGUUAAAAUUAUUACGGACCAGUAAAACCAAACUGUUGCAAUGUUUUCAUAUGGCCUGUAAAUUUUUUUGCGACUGUAAUUUAAGGUGGCUUAAAUUGGUGAACAUAAGCACUGCUUUAAAGAAUCAUUACUGCUUCUCUGACCAUAAAAUAGUUAAGUGGUAGUGCUGCUUAGUACAGCACUGGUAUGAUACAUAUAGUGUAUUUGUUAUAUUUUGAAUUUUUUUUUAUAUAUAAUUUGAUUGAAUUACAGUUAUGUAUGUUUUCGUGUACUAAUUAAAGUGAGAGAUUCUGUAUGAUCUUGAA
This is a messenger RNA of Stylophora pistillata, 3304 nucleotides long. RefSeq names its product rho-related protein racA. Lineage: Eukaryota; Metazoa; Cnidaria; Anthozoa; Scleractinia; Pocilloporidae. Gene Ontology annotation, biological process: small GTPase-mediated signal transduction. Gene Ontology annotation, molecular function: protein binding; GTP binding; GTPase activity. The record is from RefSeq and is a predicted model, not a curated record.